GGGCGGGGCGUCAUGUGACCGUUCGCCCGCGCCGGCUGAUGACGCGAGAGCCCGCGCUCGCGGUUUCAGCGACUAGAGAAGGGAGUUGAGGAAGGAGUUGGGGUCCGGGUGGGGGCAGUCCGGGUGCAGCCAGAGAGAGCUGGGUCGGACAUCCAGGUAAUAAUUUCAAGAUGCCUGGACGUUCGAGUUCAAGUUCAGGCUCAACUGGUUUUAUAUCCUUCAGUGGUAUAGAAUCUGCUCUCUCCUCUUUGAAAAACUUCCAAUCCUGUAUCAGCUCUGGAAUGGACACAGCUUCUAGUGUUGCCUUGGAUCUUGUGGAAACUCAGACUGAAGUGAGUAGUGAAUACAGUAUGGACAAGGCAAUGGUUGAAUUGGCCAUGAUGGAUCGGGAACUAAGCCAUUACGUAAAGGCUGUUCAGUCUGCGAUAAAUCAUGUAAAAGAAGAACGUCCAGAGAAGAUACCAGAUCUAAAAUUAUUAGUGGAGAAGAAAUUUUUGGCUUUACAGAAUAAGAAUUGUGACACAGACUUUCAAAAUAAUGCAAAAUUUGUACAGUUUAAACAACAGCUGAAAGAACUGAAGAAGCAAUAUGGUCUUCAAGCUGACAGAGAGGUUGAUGGAACAGAAGGAGUUGAUGAAGAUAUGAUUGUGACCCAGAGCCAGACCAACUUCAUCUGCCCCAUUACACAGGUGGAAAUGAAGAAACCGGUGAAAAAUAAAGUGUGUGGCCACACCUAUGAAGAGGAAGCCAUUGUUCGCAUGAUUGAGUCCAAGCACAGGCGGAAGAAAAAGGCCUGUUGCCCCAAAAUUGGCUGUAGCCACACAGAUGUGAGAAUGUCAGACCUCAUCCAGGAUGAAGCACUUAGAAGGGCCAUCGAGAGCCACAACAAGAAGAAAACUCGUCACUCCGAGUAGGACAAACACACCUCCCUACAGGGAUGUCUGCAGCCUACCUCCUACCCCAGCCAUCUGGAGAGAGCGGUGCUUGUCAGAGCACUUCGACUGGCUGCAAAGUAUACUUUGUUGGGGUAAAACUCGAAGGUUUUAAGUGUAAUCAGAAGCAUUUUUCUAUGUCACAACAAAACUUCAAGCAUAUUAUAUUGUUUAUUUUUGAGUGUCCUAUAAUUUGAAAUAAACCUUUGGUUACCUGCGGCGUGCCCUAUCCGUGCACCCCCCGGUGUGUAAACUGUUCCAAUGGUGCAGGCAUGGUGGGGCCAGGCCUUUCUAUUCCUAAUAUUUCAGACUUUUUUUUAUUAUAGUUUUAACUGAACAACGUCUUUCAAAGGAUAUUGACGUGGAAACGUAUAGAAACAUCCCAGGUGCAAGCAUUGUCUAUCAGCAUCAUAAAUAACAGCCUGAGGUUAUAAAGCAAAUUUACUUUGUCUACUGACAGUUCCAAAUAUGUAAAUGAUUUUAUUUGUCAUUCUGACCAGCCCAGAACGCGCUGGUAACUGGCUUAUCAGGGCAAUGGUAGUUGAUGCCCUUAAUGGAAACUUCACCACAGCCCUCUGAGAGCCUAAAGUAUCGUCAGAAGCAACCACAUCCUGACGGUCUCUGCCUCGCUCGGUGGCUCUCAUGCCCCUGGGCCUUGGGGUUUUCAACCAUGAAGUGGAGAUGUGAAGCGAAAUGUUCUCUGGUGUCCCUUUGGCCCUGAAAGUCUGUGGACUGAGGAGGACCGGCCAGGCCUUUAAAUUGAAUAUCUUCAGAUAUAUUCGAAUUGUGUGAAGAGUGCUAAUCUAUUAAUAAUUUCCGUAGCAACCUUUUAUCAACCA
Messenger RNA from Lynx canadensis (Canada lynx), 1771 nucleotides. It is a transcript of the gene NSMCE2, whose product is annotated as NSE2 (MMS21) homolog, SMC5-SMC6 complex SUMO ligase. The record is from RefSeq and is a predicted model, not a curated record. Lineage: Eukaryota; Metazoa; Chordata; Mammalia; Carnivora; Felidae. Gene Ontology annotation, biological process: protein sumoylation; double-strand break repair via homologous recombination; protein ubiquitination. Gene Ontology annotation, cellular component: Smc5-Smc6 complex; nucleus. The transcript has 7 exons. Gene Ontology annotation, molecular function: ubiquitin-protein transferase activity; zinc ion binding; SUMO ligase activity. The coding region runs from base 171 to 914 and encodes 247 amino acids.